Messenger RNA from Brassica rapa (field mustard), 5904 nucleotides. RefSeq lists its product as uncharacterized. The record is from RefSeq and is a predicted model, not a curated record. Gene Ontology annotation, biological process: CAAX-box protein processing; lipid metabolic process. Lineage: Eukaryota; Viridiplantae; Streptophyta; Magnoliopsida; Brassicales; Brassicaceae. Gene Ontology annotation, molecular function: metalloendopeptidase activity; monoacylglycerol lipase activity; short-chain carboxylesterase activity. Gene Ontology annotation, cellular component: membrane.
UUAGAAAGAUGACAUACCUCAAAUGAUCUAACGGCUGUCAUACACUAUGGAGACUUAAUCUAACGGUUGAGAAUAGAAUGAUCACAUCUCUCACGACGAGCCGUUCCCGUCACAAUCACCUUCGAUAACUUCUUCUUCUUCGUCUCUCUCUCUCUCGAACUCUCUUCUUUGUCUUUCUGUUACGAGAGCUUCUUAGACGACGAAUCAAUCUGUGUAUUCUCUCUGUGCUAAGAUGCACUCGUCGUCCAAUUUUCUUCAGUUUCCACCGGCGCAGCAACCGCGCCUGGCUACUAUACCCACCGCGUCUCCGUUCAUGCUCCGCCGGAGCUCUUACGGAUUCGGUGUGUUUCAGAGGAAGCGUGCUCGUUUCAAGAGACAGAGCCGGAGCUUGGUUCUAGUGAACUCCUCGUUUCUUCCUCCGCCGUUCGACGGCAGUGUUCCUCUCGAUUCCCUAGCUCCGUCGCUCGCCGGAUUCGCCUCCGGAUUGGCGGUUUCUCUUUCGUCGAGGCUAUUUGGAAGAUCUGUGGGGAUUAGUGAUCGAAGAAGGAGCGUUGAGGAAGUUGUAGGGGAGUGGAUUCUGUUCGCGAGCCCCACGCCGUUCAACAGAUUCGUUCUCCUCCGAUGCUCGUUACUCUCGUUUGAAGGAGAGCUUGUAGAGAGUCUGAGCGAUAGGCUCGUGAAGGAAGAGAGACAUUUCGUUACUCUGGACCGCGGGAAGAUUGUAACGGCCGAAAGAGCUGCAGAGGAGGAUAAGAACCUGGAAUAUCAGAGGAUCUGCAUCACUACAGAGGACGGCGGCGUUGUUUCGCUUGAUUUCCCGGCGGAUUUGGAUCUUAGGGAGGAGCGUGGGAUGGACACGACUGUGAUUCUGAUCCCGGGAACGCCGGAAGGGAGCAUGGAUCAAAGCAUUCGCUCAUUCGUAAGCGAGGCUCUUAGACGUGGCGUGUUUCCUGUGGUGAUGAACCCUAGAGGAUGUGCUGGCUCGCCUCUCACUACACCUCGGUUGUUCACAGCUGCUGAUAGUGAUGAUAUAUCCACAGCUAUACGAUUCUUGACCAAGACAAGGCCAUGGACUACACUUAUGGGCGUUGGCCGAGGAUAUGGUGCAAAUAUGUUGACGAAGUACCUCGCAGAAGCUGGGGAGAGAACACCUCUUACAGCUGCUGUUUGCAUAGAUAAUCCCUUUGACCUUCAGGAGAUCACAAGAACAUCUCCGUAUUGUAGUAGUUUGGAUCAACAGCUUACUGGUGGAUUAGUAGAGAUACUUCUGGCAAACAAGGAGCUUUUUCAAGGCAGGGCAAAAGCCUUCGAUGUUGGAAAAGCUUUGUCUUCAAAAUCAGUGCGUGAGUUUGACAAAGCCUUAUCCAUGGUGGCAAAUGGUUUCGAGAGUUUAGAAGAUUUCUAUGCCAGUUGUGCCACCAGAGAUGUGAUUGGGGAAGUAAAAAUUCCUGUCCUCUUUAUACAGAAUGACGAUGUAGCACCAUUUUAUUCGACACCACGUAGCUCAAUAGCUGAAAACCCAUUUACAAGCCUGCUUCUGUGCUCUUCUUCACCAAAUCUGAUCGAUGGAUGUACAGUGGCCGCGUCCUGGUGCCAGGACCUUGCGAUUGAGUGGUUGACUGCCGUAGAGCUUGGGCUUCUGAAAGGUCGUCAUCCACUUUUGAAAGACGUGGAUGUCACUGUUAACCCUUCAAAAGGCUUGGUUGUUUCGGAAGCCAAGACACCUGAAAAAGGUAUCACUGCCCAGAAGCUCGCGCAGGUAGCUCGGGGAAAGACGUUGAAUGGUUACCAUGUAGAUCCUUCCAGGAAAACACUUGAAGACAGUUACAUCACCCCGAAGUCGAUUUUGCCAUUUGGAACAGAGUUAGAGAAGAAUGUAAAAAUCGAUACUGGAUCUGAUGAGCCAGUAAAUGGUGGAGUUUCAACAAGCGGUCCUGUCGAUGUCGAAUUAGUCGACGAUAAUAAGUCCGAUGAAGAAGAAAGUGAAAGAGGCGAUAUGUUGCAGACUGCAGAAGUGGUCGUGAACAUGCUUGAUCUAACCAUGCCUGGCACCCUGAAAGCUGAAGAGAAGAAAAAGGUCAUGGAUGCUGUUGGGCGAGGAGAGACAGUUGUUAAAGCGUUGCAAGAUGCCGUGCCAGAAGACGUUCGUGGGAAGCUAACAACAGCUGUAACUGAGAUCAUGCAGUCAGGUGGCAGUAAGUUAAAAUUUGAAAAGCUUAACCUUCCUAGUUUAUCACCAGGAAUUGGAAAAGCGGAGGAAGCAAAGAAAGAACCGUUAAGUACCACAGGUCAAAAGGAUUCACAUUCUGAUCCAAUAAAGAAGAGCGAUGGUUUGGUGAGUGGAUCGGACAAUUCUGCUGGUGGAAUAGAACCAGAGCAUUCCUCUUCCAAGGCUUCCCAGAAAGAUGAUAAUGGAAAGUCCCAACUCGUCAACAGUGAUCAAGAUGAUAGCUCUGUUCUUACUAAGAAAGGUAAUGAUGAGCCAGGGAGUCUUGGAAACAACGAGUCAUCUGCCAAUGAAAAGAAUAGUGCAGCUGAUGUUUCUGAGAAGGCUUCUGAAGCAAAGGUUGAUACCAACAAAGGGCAGCAAAUUGGCACAGAUAAUAUUACUAGUGAUGAUGACAAAGUGGACCAAGGUUCAGUAAUAACCAAGCCUCAAAGACGGGAAGAAACUAAUAAAAACGAUGAAAAAGGAGCACCUGUGGCCAAUGAAAAUUCCAGUGCAUCUGAUUCUCUUCAGAAGGCUUCAGAUGCAAAAGUUGAUGGUAGCAACCAAGGGCAACCAAUCAGUGCAGACAAUGUGAUUAGUGGUGAAGACAAAGCGGACCAAGGUGAUGUAUUAGCUCAGCAACAAAGAAAGGAUGAAACCACUAAAAAUGAUGAUGACGCAAAACAAUCUGCCACCGACCAAGACAAAGUGGCAUUUACUGGCAACGAAGGGGAUGGUGGAGAAUCUUCUGCUUCGCAGUCUGUAGAGAAAGAAGAAAUUGAUGAUCAGAACAAAGAAACAAAAAUUAUGGAACCUGUAUCUGACCAAUCUAUGCCAGCAAUUCAGGAACCAAAUCAGGCCAAGUUUAAUGUUUCGCAAGCAUUUGAAGCACUGACAGGGAUGGAUGAUUCAACCCAGGUCGCUGUCAAUAGUGUGUUCGGUGUGCUUGAAAAUAUGAUUACUCAGCUGGAUGAAGAAAAGAAAGAAGGGAAUGAGGAAAAUGAUGAGAAGAAUCUCAAGGAUGAGAAAAUCACGGAAGAUAAGAAUGUCACAGAUGUGAAGAAUGUCGUGGAUGAGAAGACUGUCACAGAAGAGAAUAUAAGGUCUCCAUCUGAAGACCAAACUCCCUACAACGAAGAAGUGGAAUGCCAAAUGUCCUCUGAAGAAUCACAUGAUCAUGAAACUGGAAAAGGUUCUGACAAUGAUAAUACAACCUGGGCGAUGAGUAAAAAGCAUUUGGGUGGAGAUGAAUCUGUGAUUGGUCAGCAUCUACCAAAGACUUUUCCUGCGAAAAAUACAGAUUCUCUCGAGAAUUCUUCUUAUGAUGGUUACCUUGGGGAGGAACUUUCAGAAGAGCAGAUUGCAAAACAGUUGGACUUAGAUACAACCACUGCACUCAUGCUUGAUUAUUAUCCAGAGGAAGGUAAAUGGAAGCUCCUUGAUCAACAACCAGAAUACUUGAGUAACCUUGCUGAUAAUGCAGCAGUCAGCAGAGAUACGCAAAGAAAUGUUGAGGUUCAUUCAACCAGUGUAAGUAAUGAACAGAACAUCAUUGAGCCUUCAUAUGUGAUAUUGGACCAUGAACAAGGGGUGGAACUCUCUGAAAUGCAUGAUGCAGUAGACGAUAGAAAUGACGGCCUUCACAAAUCAAAGGAAGGGUGUGAUGAAUUAGAGCACCUCAUCAAAGUUAUUGUAUCAGACUCUUUGAAUGUAGAAGUUCAACGCAGGAUGAAUUCAGCUGGCAUGAGACAAUUCGAGUCUCAACUCAGUCGAGAUAUAAAAAGGGUAGCAAAUGCAAUUUCUUUUGCUGUUGUAUAUGGGGAGCCUACUUGGACUUUCAAAACGAAUAGCAAAAAUUCCAACAUUCCUGCUGGAAAAGUAGGUAAACUUCGUGGGAAUGCUAUCAUUAGGGCAAUUUCAUCUGCUGUUCAGGAAGCGCAUUUUCUCAGGCAAGUAUUGCCUGUUGGUGUUGUUGUCGGCUCCGUUUUAGCUGCUCUGAGAAAGUGUUUCGAUGUAUCCACAACAACCGAUAACGCUGAGAGAGAUAUUGUCAUGGGUAGAGCACAAAAACAUGGGAACAAUGGUGCAACAAAGAGUGUUGUGGCAACCCAAACGAGCCGGAAGAGCAAACAGAGGACCUCGAGCAUUGGAGAAAUGGUGGAAUCUGGCCUGCAAAAUAUCAGCAAUGAGCCUGUUAUGGUUGGUGCUGUAACAGCUGCUCUGGGUGCAUCUGCUAUGCUGGUUCAGCAUGAGGAUACACAAAGCGGUGGCAUCAUGUCAAAACCAUCGGAGAAAGAAAGUAAACAGAAAGACCAGAGCGGUAUGGUAGCAAGUUUUGCUGAGAAAGCCAUGUCUAUAGCUGGUCCUGCGGUUCCAACAAAGGAAAGUGGUGAAGUGGAUCAAGAAAGGAUUGUGACGAUGUUGGCAGAUUUGGGUCAGAGGGGUGGCAUAUUGAGGCUAGUUGGGAAACUCGCCUUGCUUUGGGGUGGCCUUCGUGGUGCUAUGAGUCUAACUGAUAAGCUAAUCCAAUUUCUGCAUGUGGAUGAGUGGCCCUUACUGAAGAGGGUUGUGGGAUUUGUUGGAAUGGUGUUCGUUCUGUGGUCACCGGUUGUGAUACCCUUGCUUCCAACACUUGUCCAGAGCUGGUCCACAAGUACUCCAUCUAGAGUGGCGGAACUAGCUAGUGUAGUUGGCCUCUACAUUGCUGUUUUUAUGCUUGUCAUGCUAUGGGGAAAGAGAGUAAGAAAGUAUGAAAACCCAUUCAGGCAAUAUGGGCUUGAUUUCAAGGCACCUGCCAAAAAACAGAUUCAAGAGUUUUUGAAGGCCUUGGCAGGGGGAGUCACAGUCGUUCUAUUAAUACAGUCCAUAAAUACAAUAUUAGGAGCUGCAAUUUUAUCUCGGCCGCCAUAUCUUCCACAUCCAUUUGAUGCCAUGAAGUGGCUUAAAGGAUGCGCGCAGCUGCUUCUGGUGGUAGUUAAGGGAUUAACAGCUGCGACAUUUGUUGUAUUUGUGGAAGAGGUGCUCUUCAGAUCAUGGAUGCCUAACGAGAUCGCUAUAGAUACAGGAUACCAUCAAAGCAUUAUCAUUACAGGGCUCGUAUUUGCCUUGUUCCAGAGAUCUCUGAGAUCAGUUCCAGGGUUCUGGCUUCUGUCGUUGGGACUCGCAGGGGCUCGUGAAAGAAGCCAAGGGAGUCUGAUUGUCCCAAUCGGGUUACGAACAGGAAUAAUAGCAACAAGCUUUGUACUUCACACUGGUGGAUUCGUUACCUACAACCCGAGUUCCCCGGCUUGGAUUGCAGGGACUCGCCCGUUACAGCCUUUUAGCGGAGUAGUUGGUUUUGUGGUCUCUGCGGCGCUAGCUCUCAUUCUUUAUCCAAGACCACCUCCAGAAACCAAGAUGCAAAAAUACAAUUUAGAAAAAGAAGCCAAAGAAUAAGUAACAAACGGCUUUUUUUCUGCUCAUGCACACUCUGUGAUUUGCAGAGUGAGAACAGAUUUACUGUGCGCAGAAGGAUACAAUAGGAGUAGGUGAAAGUAUAAAGGUGGGGACAGAAGAAGAGCUUCGGAUUCACAGACUUGGUAGGUAGCGGAAGACCCUUCUGUACCUAGUAGAGUAUAUAUAUAUAGUCUUUUGUUACAAUUCAUCAUAACAUUUGUAUAAAUAAGUAAUAUAUCAUAUGUGAUCUUUUGAGCAAA